GUUGGAAUCGCAGUAAACAUUAACUGCAGUUGCAAGCAUAGCUACGCGAAGUACUCUGGCCUGGGUCACCGACAAGCGCGGUGAAGUUCAGGUGACCAAAUGCAAUGCUGCUCCUCAGACGCUGUCCAGGCCUUACCCGAAUUGGGCUGCCCAAGACUCAAAGGUUUCAGCCGAGGCCGGGAGCGGGCUCCUCGCUGGCCCUGUGUGCUCGCUGGGACAGCGGCAGUGGCAGUGAUGGGGGUGGAGGACGCGGUUGGGGACAGGGCUCCCGCGGGCGCGCCCCUGGCUGGCACCGCCUGCUCGCCGGGCUGGUGGCCGGGGCCGGGGCCGGGGCCGUGCUAGCCUACGGCCUUCGCCGAAACCAGGUGGAAUGGGCGGCCGCCACCGUCCAGCCCGUGGAUGAGGGCUGCGAGGUCCCCGUCUACACGCAGGAGGAAGUGACCAAGCACCGCACCCCGGCCGACGGCGUGUGGGUGACCUACAAGGGCGGGGUGUAUGACAUCACCGAUUUUGUGGCCGUGCACCCGGGCGGCUCCAAAAUCAUGCUGGCGGCCGGGGGCCCGCUGGAGCCCUUCUGGGCCAUGUACGCCGUGCACGGCCAGGAGCACGUGCUGGAGAUCCUGGCCCAGUACAAGGUGGGCAAGCUGUGCCUCCAGGACCAGCAGCGGCAGGCCGCGACGUCGUCCUCGGACCCCUACGCCACCGACCCGCCCCGACACCCCGCUCUGAGGGUCAACAGCCAGAAGCCCUUCAACGCCGAGCCCCCGUCCGAGAUCCUCUCGGAACACUUCAUCACCCCCUCCGCCUUCUUCUUCAAGCGGAACCACCUCCCGGUGCCCUCGGUGGACCCCUGCGCCUACCGGCUGGAGAUCCAGGGCCUCCCGAGCGGCCCCGUGUCGCUGUCGCUGGCCGAGCUGAAGUCGCGCUUCCCCAAGCACACGGUGACGGCCACCCUGCAGUGCGCCGGCAACCGGCGGUCCGAGAUGAACCAGGUCAAGCAGGUGAAGGGGCUGAACUGGGGCAUCGCCGCCAUCAGCAACGCCACCUGGGCGGGCGCCCGCCUCCGGGACGUCCUGCUGGACGCCGGGUACGUCCCGGGCGGGCCCGCGCGCCACGUCCAGUUCGAGGGCCUGGACCGGGACGUGACGGGCACCACGUACGGGGCGUCGAUCCCCGUGGGCAAGGCGCUGAGCGAGGAGGGCGACGUCCUGCUGGCCUACGAGAUGAACGGCGAGGAGCUGCCGGCCGACCACGGCUUCCCCGUGCGGGUGGUGGUGCCCGGCACCGUGGGCGCGCGCAACGUCAAGUGGCUGGGCAAGAUCGUGCUGAGCGAGGAGGAGAGCGGCAGCCACUGGCAGCAGAACGACUACAAGGGCUUCUCCCCCGGCACCGACUGGGACACGGUGGACUUCGCGUCCGCGCCGGCCAUCCAGGAGCUGCCGGUGCAGUCGGCCAUCACGCAGCCGGCCGAGGGCAGCGUGCUGGACCGCCGCCUGGAGGAGGUCACCGUGAAGGGCUACGCCUGGAGCGGGGGCGGCCGUGAGGUGGUGCGGGUCGACGUGUCCCUGGACGGGGGCCGGACGUGGCAGGUGGCCCGGCUGCGGGGCGCGGAGGAGGAGGAGGAGGAGGAAGAGGAGGAAGAGGAGGACGGGGAGGACGGGGAGGAGGAGGGGCGGCAGAGGCAGGGGCGGGGGCGGGGGUAUGUCUCCUCCGCCCCCCCGGGUCGAGCCUGGGCCUGGAAGCUGUGGGACGUGACGGCGCCCCUGCCCGAGGACGCGCAGGAGCUGGAGAUCGUGUGCAAGGCGGUGGACAGCAGCUACAACGUGCAGCCCGACACCGGCGCCCCCAUCUGGAACCUGAGGGGCGUCCUGAGCAACGCCUGGCACCGGGUCAGGGUGACCGUGAGCGAGAACUAGAAGCGCGUCCCGCAGUGACGGGCGCGCGGAGUUUGGCUCACUGCACAUAGAGCCUUAUUCUGAUCAGGUCUGAACCUUGAGGGGGGUCAGGACCCCAAUCCGUUCAUCUGGGAAGGUUGGAGGAAUGUAGUCGGGUCUCAAAUUUGGUCUCUACUUUCAAUAGGAAAAUUCAGGAAUGAAAGCAAAAGUACCAUUAGCCUUCUGACCGAAAAAUUUGAAGCAGGAUCGGCCUUCAUCCGUUUUCUUCACGCACAAACAAAAUGAUCUUUUUUUUAAAUUGAGGAAUUAAUUGGGGGAAAAGGUUUUGUGGGUGAAUUUAGCUUUUGCAGACAUAACGGCUUCUGUUUUGGAAGAAUGUAGACAAACUAAAAAAACGGGAGAUUAUACCUGUGUAGUGUCAACACUUAUAAUACACCAAGAAGGUAACCUCAAUGCAAUCUAUCCCUUUUUGGACACAGUUACAAGAUUGCAGUGGAUUCUGUAACCACUUAAGUAUACAUUUUAUUGUAACAAUUUAUCCAUGUUUAAAUUAAUCACCCUUUUAUCUGAAAACACCACUUCCUAUUGUGAAAAGCUGAUAAACACAAUUUUAUUUUUUAGCAUGACCAGAGAACAAAAUAGAAUAUCUCAUAGUUAUAUCUCCUAAAUUUUAAAUCUGUUUAUCCCAGCUGCUCUAACAUAACUGAUACCUGCGUACUUGGUACUGCCUACAGCUUCUGAUGAGUAUCUGACAGUCUCUGGCGGACAAGCAUACAGGACAUCAAUGUUCCAGCUUUUAUUUCGCUUAAUAGGGGGGCAGGCACCAACCAAUGCUAGAGCGUGUUUUUAUUUCGUGUUUUACUGAUUUAAUCUCCCUUUAUCCGUGAAUAUCUUUUUUUGUCUCGCACAACUUCGAUGAUCUUUGUACUCGGUUGGUCAGUUGACGUUACAGUUUGGAUUAAGGAACACGCCACUCGGUUGUGCCAUUUACGUCUUCAGAGAACCGAGGCGUAACACAAUCAUUGGUCUGUGAAAUCAUAGGUACUUGUUUUAUAAAUGAUAAAAAAAAGUCUUACAAAUCUAUGUGGCUACCACUUGUAAGUCAAAAACAGCUUUUUUUAAUAGUUGCAUUUAAAUUGUCCGGUCAUGACCCGGUAGUGGGUCCGGCCGUGAUGUGCAUUUUGUUUUAUUCAUCUAAACGUUUAUGGAAUUUAGCCAGAGAUUAUUUAGCUCUUAAAAAUAAGCUAAACUCAUGCAAACACUGCACAAAUGUCUGUCUUAACAAGCGUUUAGUAAUUAUAAUGAGACUUAAGAUCUCAUUUUUCUUCUCAAGUAGACAGUACUAUCUAUUAAGUGAAAUGUUCAUUUUCCAUUGGCAAAUCUUUAAAUGAGUCAAACUGUCUUACCUCUUUGCCAAUAUUUUUGUCUUAUUCAGAAAAUAAGUUAAAUACGAUUUUAAGUCUCAAUAUAACUACAAAUACUGAAAUGCUUAUUUUGGCUUUUGUAGUGAACAUUAAAUGGAUGUCGACAUUUGUAAAUAAAGCUCACUAAACAUGAUUGAAGAUUAUGUUUACAUCUUGUUGAAUGGUAAUUGUAAUUUUCUUGUAGAGCAGGGGUGUCAAACUGAAUUCCCAGGGGGCUGCAGUGUCUGCAGGUUUUUGUGGUUUCCUUUCAGUCAGCUGCCAAUUAAGGAAUUGAGAACAAGGCCUGUGGAUACUUUAAGCAGUCAAUGACUUGAAUGAACCACGGGUGCCCAGAACAACCCCAAAAACAGCAGACACUGCGGCCCUCCAGGACUGGAGUUUGACACCUGUGUUUUAGCAGGUUGGUAGAUCUGAUGCAUCAGAUUUAUUGGGUAGAUGGACUGUAGAUUAUUUCAGUCAUUCUUAUAUUUCAAAAGGCAGAAUUCAGCUUAUUGGUGUGUGGCUGUUUUAAAAUGCAAGUACUGGUAGGUGACCUUUUUAAAGAACAGAAAAAUUAGCAGGAGUCAUUAAUAGUGGACAUUUGAUCAAAAUAGACAGAAUUUAAGAAAAGAGUGGUUAAAGGUAUUCGUACUGGAUGUUGUACUUGCAGUGUCUCCAGGACUGCUGUGGGUGGGUAGCUCAGGUUUUGCUCCCUGGUCGUAAACUACAAGCUGAAGACUGAAUCAUCAAGGGACAAAAAGCACUUUAAUUGUUUGUUUUCGUGUUAUCACCGUUUUGGAUCAUACGGCAUCUAGUAGGUCUGCUACAGUGAGUUCAUACAGUGCCUUACAAAAAAUAUAAUAUUUUAUUUUAUUUUUAGAUUGUCUGAUUACAUAACCUACAAUGUAAGGUAACACAGUGGUUGUGCUUUUGCUGAUGGCAGAAUAAAAAAAAUCUUUUUCUCUG
Conger conger (European conger) is the source of this 4264-nucleotide messenger RNA. RefSeq names its product sulfite oxidase (gene suox). The transcript has 4 exons. Bases 105 to 1916 code for a protein of 603 amino acids. Lineage: Eukaryota; Metazoa; Chordata; Actinopteri; Anguilliformes; Congridae. Gene Ontology annotation, cellular component: mitochondrion. Gene Ontology annotation, molecular function: heme binding; oxidoreductase activity; molybdenum ion binding. The record is from RefSeq and is a predicted model, not a curated record.